Lachancea nothofagi CBS 11611 is the source of this 3507-nucleotide messenger RNA. The record is from the annotation of a GenBank genome assembly. Lineage: Eukaryota; Fungi; Ascomycota; Saccharomycetes; Saccharomycetales; Saccharomycetaceae.
AUGAGACAUGACACCCAGUCGAAUAAAGUUAUAGAUAUAGAAGAAGGAUCAGAUUCAUGGUGGCUUGAUCUCUCUGGCCGUGACCAGUUGGAACCAAAAUUCAAGCGACCAGGUAAAUGGUUCACGGAAAAGGUCACAAUUCCUUCGCAAGUAGCCUUACUUUGUGGAGAGAUCAAGGUCAACGCAGACUCAAGAAAAUUCAAAUCAUUGUUGGGAGUCCGAGACGUACCGUUGAAGAGUUUUGCGCCCUUAGAGACGUUUCAUGAUGAAUUUGCUAUGGCUUUAGAGGACGACCCCGAGACACUUGAUGAUUCCGAUUUGGAGCUUUUGGCUGGUGAAGCUCAGGUGGCUGAAGAGAAACCUGAAGAACAGCAAGUUGAAAUGCAAUUCAAGCACGCUACGAUUGUGGUGAGCCGAAAUAUGAUCAAAAUUGUUUCUAUCCGUAAGGUCUUCCCAUGUCCCUUCAACGUUUUGAGUUGCCAAUUUAAAUUAGGUUCUCACGAUCUCUGCGAGGACAUUCUGUUGAUCUUGACAGACGAGGGCAUCAUAUGUAGCGUUGCGUUUGAUACUAACUUAAGACCGCUUGUUAUGCAAUGGUGGAGACUUUUGAAGAGCGAUGGUGACCCUCAAACUCUGAGAGUGCUGCCAUCUACUAAUCAAUUUGUUGUUGCGACAAAUAAGGUGCUCAAAUUCUUCAAAUUCGUUGACACUUUUCAUUUUGAGCUGGUUAGUAACUUGAAUUUUGAAAGCUCAAUUUCUGGCGCUGAAUUCCUUGACUGUGGUGAGCGCAAGGACCACUUCAUGCUGUUUGGAGCGCUAAACCGCUCAGAUCGAGUCACUUUGUGUGUGGUUCAGUGGGGAGCAUUAAAUGAAGAGAGAAAGGAAGUUCAUCCUUUAACCUUACUGGAUAGCGAACCUAUCUCAAGUAUUAUUGCGCUUGACGAUUCGCGCUGCUUGACCGUUACCGAGACAGAAAUGAAGCUCAUUACGGCAAAUCAGGUAUUAUCUGGAGAGCUCUCAUUUUUGUCGGUGAAAAGAUCAAUGUUUGGUUCGUGUGUGACUAAAUGCUUUGACGAUGCCAUCUUACUUUCACGGCUAAAAACACUCAGGACUGAUUUGGAAUGUUUUGUGCAUUGCUCAGUGCUCGCCACGUCGAAUGGUGCUCUUUGCUGCUGUCUCAUCGACGAAGGAGGAGCGCUAAAAUUCUUGGAGCUUACAAGAUUUAAGGGCCUCACUGAUGCCUUUCUAAUGAGAAACGAACACACACCGGAUAGUGUAUAUGCUGUAAUAGUAUCCAGUUUUGGGCGGCUAUUCCAAGUAUACUUGGAUUUGAAGUCUCUCAAAGAACUCAGCAAAGACUACAAAAUUCCUUCACUACAGAAUGUUAUUAACAAUCGAACUAUUAGUGCAGGCCAUGACCUCGGAAGUUCUGUGGCAUACAUUCCAGCUUCUGAAAAGGGCACAGCUGGAGAAGAUCGAAUAUGUUUGCUAUCGGUAGCAACUAUUUCCCUACUUUCCCCAUACCAACUAGCCCAAGAUUGCUCAGUAUUGCUUGUAGUGAACUCUCUCAAAGCUGCGAACAAGCUACUUAUGUUUGACUGUGCUAACCUACCGGAGUCAUGGAAAAACCAGUUUAUAGACACUAUCAAUUUGAGGAACAAAAGUUUUUUGGUUCUAGACGAGAAUCCAACGGGAAUGUCAAAUCUUUUGUUAAUCGAGUGUUGUGGGGAUUAUAGCGUUUCGAAUGUCAUAGAGCUCGAAGACGUUCUAAGGAACGAUUUGGGUGAAUUUGUCUUUUUUACGUUUACGAAUCACAACUUUGUUCAAGUAACUUCCCAAGCCGUGAGUGUAGGCAGUUUCGCAGAGGGCAAGAACUGGGUGUAUCACACCAAAUUUUUUGUGAGUGGAGCCAUAUGUUGGGAGGGAAAGCUCAUAAUCUGGAAUGCAGAACAGGGGCACAUGGUAUUUACCGAUGAUAUCGAUGAUUCACGCAACGAAGCUUACCAUGAGCUGAAAAUCCCCAUGAAAGGAAAACAAUCAAAAAUUACAUCUGUGAUGUUUAUGAGGAACGAGCAAAGAGAAGAUGUUAUUCUGAUCAUUUGCGAUGAGAUUGCUUACCGUGUUCGCUGUGACGAUAUCCCGCUUUCAAGUCAAGUUUUCGAAUCUGUUUCAGAUACUUUUGUUCAUUAUGGGUCUUCUAGUGUUAAUCGAGCAAUUUUCAGUGACUUAGAUGGCAACCUUUACCGGUUUACAGAAAAUGAAUUGACAUGCAGUGCUCCAGUAGUAGAAAAAUUGAAACUAAAUUUGGAAAUAGGUCAUCCGUGGAAAAUUCGAUACACGACCAAAGGUGAGUGCGUUCUUUACGCACCCCGAGUAAUGCAUUUAUUGAAUCUCGAAGAUAUGAGUGUUAUAAAUAUCUCACUCGGGACUAACAGAAAGCGCUCUACAAUAAUAGACGUUCAAGCCUUCAGAGGCCUAUAUUUUGUAUUGUUCUCGGAUGGUUUCGAAAUAUUGGAUCCGACUUGCUACACUCACACUUCGAGCACCAUUGUCCUGAAAGCUACCAGAAGUGCUAACAAACAGUUUUUGCAUUUGAACAGAAUCAACCGAAUGCUGGUGGUGAACAAAUUGAAGAAAACUCUUGAUUGUGCGAAGUUAGAGAAUGGAAGGUUGCUGUCUUUGGACUCCAAAUGCUUAUCCAACUUUGAGAAUGUUCUUGAAGUUAUUGAAAUUCGCCGAGUAACAGGACCCAUAAACCUAGUGGUGGCAGGGUCAGUGCAGGGGGAAAUGUCAAUUUUGAAAUGGGUACAGAUAGUUCCGUGGCCCGGUAAACUAAUAGUGCGAGAAGUGUGUUCGUAUUCUAUGGAGAUGGCGAAUCCUGACAAUGUUCAUAUGAUCUCCAUUGACAACAGCAUGUUUUGGGCUUCUUGCGGUAAUCAACUACAUUUGCUUCGAUUAGAUUGUGAUAAAAUCUGCUUGGUGCGCACAAUCGCGGCUUUGCGAGGUGCAGUUCGUGCAUUCGACGCCACCUUUGAUUUGGUAACGGCAGUAACCCAUCAAGACGACCUUUAUUGUGAGUGCCGCGAGAGAAAUGGCACAUGGCGCCAACUGGAAGUGGUGGAAGGUGCUGCGAAUAUGAAGUUCCACAAGCCGCUAAUUAUUGGCCAAGACUGUAUAGCACUGCCUGCAGACAUUCUCAAUAAUCCAGAUGCGCAUGGUGUGAUAUUAUUCUACAUCAUCUCCGAUGGUGCAUUGAGCUGUUUUAAUGAAAUACGGUUUGCGCAUCCUAUACAAGACGUGCAAUAUUCAUCGAAAAAUCAGGAGCUGUGUGUGCUACACGAGAAUGGCACAAUAGUAACCCUCCAAGGUCAAAGUGAGUGCUCUAAAACUUACUCUGUGGUGGGAGGCGCGCAACCGGUCGAUCGAACUCUCAAGGUGAGUUCUCAAACCGGGUGCUGGGCUUUAGAGAAGCAACAGCUGUCUCCCAUAACACACCAGUGGUGGUAG